AUGAAUAACAGCAACCCGGGAAGCAAGCCCGGGUUCAAUCUUAGCGAUUGGCUACGUCCUACACGCUCAGCUGAGAGUAGCGUGGCAUCAAACUGCGUGAGACCAGCAACCAGCAGUCAGGCCACGCGGCGCAAGGCCUCACAUGAGGACAGCGACGAUGAAGACGAUCACCACCCCGCCCUCGACGACACCACUCUCCACUCAGCCCUGGCAGCGCUGAAAGCCGGCAACGAAGCAGCAGCACUGCGUAAAUCGGGGGGGAAGGAUUGUACCCCCAUCCACAUGCCAGCACGACGGGAUCCCCCUCCACAUCUAGAGACACCUCGAGACCCAGCACCUCACCCUCCACUUCAGCAAAGCGUACUCCCCUUCUCCUUCUCCACCAGCUCCCUGGCAGGUCUCAAGCGCAAGGACGUCCACGUGGCAUCCUCCCACUCCCCCACCGCCGCAGCUCCAGCAAACAUAUCAGGGUCGCCUUCCUCCUCCACACGCAGACCCAGCAAACGUCUGCAGAAACGAGCCAAGCCCCCAGUACCCCAGAAGACGGCGGACACCCCCUUCGACGCAGCCACCCAGCAUCUUCGAGACUCGGGGAUGUUCCGUUUUAUAGGCAAAAUAGAUUUGCAUUUUGUCGCCAACACUCUCUUCAAGGUAGCCGCCCGACUGCAAGACACAGGUACCAGCGAACUCCUGCACGCCCUCGCAACCAUUCAGAACGAGCUCCUCCUUCGUCAAGCUUCGGAACAAGCCACGACUACCAUGCGGGAUGUUGCCAAAGAGAUCUCAGGGAACCUCGUCAAAAAGUUAGAGGAUCUCUCUGCGAAUACCCUUACCACAAUCAAACAAGGAGUACUUAAGGCAAGUCGGGAACUGGACAAAAGCACUGACAUCCUCAAGGUUACCGCUGGAAACCUAAAAGCCACGACGGAACGUGCUCCCAAGUCGUUCGCCAAUGUGGUCGCCACCGACUCCCCCCCACCCCCACCCCCACAUCGGACACUCCUCCAACCCUCCACCCAAGCCAGGCUGGAACGAGACCGCAGGCGCAUCCUGGUGGACCCACCCGCAGGCAAGACUCUCCUCUACCCCGCCACAGUGGGGACCAUUAGGAUCGCCAAAGAAGCCACUGAGGCACUUCACCGAGUUGGAGGCAAGCCCGCCUGGGCCUUCGUCGGCUGUACCAAGCUCAAAAAAGGUGGGAUACUCCUGGAGGCUAACCUUGCAGCUGCCAAAGAAUGGAUCACCGCGGAGGGGCGCCUCGGUGACUUCGUCGCUGCCUUCAGCCCAGGAUCCACCGUUAAAGAAAAGAAAUACACUGUCAAGGCUCUCUACCUCCCGGUGGAACACUGCAUUGAUGACGAGGAAACCUGCUGA
Pleurotus ostreatus (oyster mushroom) is the source of this 1374-nucleotide messenger RNA. RefSeq lists its product as uncharacterized. The record is from RefSeq and is a predicted model, not a curated record. Lineage: Eukaryota; Fungi; Basidiomycota; Agaricomycetes; Agaricales; Pleurotaceae. The transcript has a single exon. The coding region runs from base 1 to 1374 and encodes 457 amino acids.